Lodderomyces elongisporus is the source of this 306-nucleotide messenger RNA. It is a transcript of the gene URM1, whose product is annotated as ubiquitin-related modifier. The transcript has a single exon. Gene Ontology annotation, molecular function: protein tag activity. The record is from RefSeq and is a predicted model, not a curated record. Bases 1 to 306 code for a protein of 101 amino acids. Gene Ontology annotation, cellular component: nucleus; cytoplasm. Gene Ontology annotation, biological process: tRNA thio-modification; protein urmylation. NCBI's taxonomy places the organism in Eukaryota, Fungi, Ascomycota, Pichiomycetes, Serinales, Debaryomycetaceae.
AUGCCUAUAAAAAUCAAAGUCGAGUUUUUGGGAGGUCUCGAUGUGAUUGCAUCGUCAGUGCGUGACCACAAGGUUACUUUGCCAUACGAAGAAGGCGAAGCGACAAUGAAAGAAGCUGUAAAUUACAUUGCUGAGAACCUAGUUACUGAUCCAAAGGAUAUUCCAGUGUUUAUUGAAGAUGGCACUGUACGUGCUGGUAUAUUGGUAUUAAUAAAUGAUACGGACUGGGAGUUGGAAGGGAAAGAGGAUUAUUUGGUUGAAAAUGGAGAUGUAUUAAUUUUUACAAGUACCCUACAUGGUGGAUAA